Messenger RNA from Cyprinodon tularosa, 4098 nucleotides. It is a transcript of the gene gnas, whose product is annotated as GNAS complex locus. Gene Ontology annotation, biological process: sensory perception of chemical stimulus; adenylate cyclase-activating dopamine receptor signaling pathway. NCBI's taxonomy places the organism in Eukaryota, Metazoa, Chordata, Actinopteri, Cyprinodontiformes, Cyprinodontidae. Gene Ontology annotation, molecular function: GTPase activity; GTP binding; insulin-like growth factor receptor binding. The record is from RefSeq and is a predicted model, not a curated record. The transcript is spliced from 13 exons. Gene Ontology annotation, cellular component: heterotrimeric G-protein complex. The coding region runs from base 1221 to 2360 and encodes 379 amino acids.
GUCGCAUAUGGCCUCUCGGUCCUUCCUUCCUUCCUUCCUUCCUUCCCAAGGUUCAAUGAGCGCCGUGUGGCCCCACCCUCAGCGCCGUCUGCCUCUUCAAUGUAGCCUACUCUUCUCGGAGGAAGAGAAAGGAAGAAAAUAAUAACAACUCCCUCCUGAGGACUCGCUUCUAGAACCGUGUAUCACCUCCUUCGUCCAGCGCGCGGCGGCGGCCCCCUUCCCCCGGAGAGUAGCGGCCUUACACGGAUUCACCUGGAGCUUCCAUUAAAUGAAGGAAUAAACAGGCUGUCCGUGCGCAGUUUUCUGGAGACUCUGUGGUGAUGUGAAGGACUGAUAACACAUUUCUGCAACAAAAGAGAGGGAGGGGGGAAAAAGAGAGAAAAUACAGCAAGGAAUAGCCAGCCAUCACAAAUAAGGAGGACAAAUUGGGGGGGGCUCCUGGAGGUGGCGACAGAAAGACAACCGCAGCGAGUUUGGAGCUUGAUUUGAUGCGGAGAAGGAGCCGGAGGACGACGGAAGAAGAAGAUCAUACAUGUAGCUAGUUACAUAUAAUUUCCCCGUUCGCUAGGUGGCUACCCGACUAAAAGACAAUUAUAAUAAACACUCAAACGGUGGAAGUGGACAUGUUUGUGGCCAAAGACGACGCGGGGACGAGCACCGCCUCAGCCCGGCCGAGGCUUUCGGACACGCCGAGCUCAGCUCCCUGUGGCGGGCAGCAGUGAGACGCGAGACCCCGGCUUCACGGAGAUGCUGUUUAGGCUCGUUUCGCUGCCUCCGUUCGAGGUGAAAUCUCGCUUUUUGGCGUCAUAGCGACACGCCGUGGAUUCUAAUUAAAAACCUAUCUUUUCGGGGGGCGGGAGCGGGGGGAGGAGGGAGAGUUAAUAAGGAGCAAAGUGGAGUUGAAUGUGUGGGGUGGGGGUGGGAGGGGGUCAGGCGGCCUCCAGCAGCAGCAGCAGGAUCCUGCCCUUUAUUUUCUUCUUCUGACAGCAAAAGACUCUUUAUCCGCACAGCAUUGUUUUCCAAACAGUAACUGAGUAAAUGUGGGUCACAUUGCUGCCAAAUCCGAGGGUCAAACCAGGGACCUAGACAACUAUUACCUGUUUAUUUUCCUUUCUUCAUACUCCCCCUCCCUUCAGUGCUCCUCUUCCUCCUCCCUGGAACCCUCCAUCCUCCUCCCCAACUCCCCCCAUAUUGCUUUUCUUUUUAUUUCUUGAGGGAAGAUGGGUUGUUUGGGUAAUAGUAAGACUGAAGACCAGAGAAAUGAGGAGAAGGCACAAAGAGAAGCAAACAAAAAGAUUGAGCAGCAGCUCCAGAAGGACAAACAGAUCUACCGAGCAACACACAGACUACUACUUUUAGGAGCUGGAGAAUCCGGAAAGAGCACCAUUGUGAAACAAAUGAGGAUCCUUCAUGUCAACGGCUUUAAUGCAGAGGAAAAGAAACAGAAAAUUCAGGACAUUAAGAACAACAUUAAAGAGGCUAUUGAGACCAUUGUAACAGCUAUGAGCACACUUACACCACCAGUGCAGCUGGCCUGUCCGGAAAACCAGUACAGGAUUGACUAUGUCCUCAACCUCAUCAACCAGAAAGACUUCGACUUUCCAUCAGAGUUUUACGACAACGCAAAGAAGUUGUGGCAGGAUGAUGGGGUCCGUGCGUGCUUCGAGAGAUCCAAUGAGUAUCAGCUAAUCGACUGUGCACAAUACUUUCUGGACAAGAUCGACAUUGUGAAACAGAGUGAUUAUUCCCCAACGGAUCAGGAUUUGCUUCGGUGCCGAGUUUUGACUUCAGGGAUCUUUGAAACGAGAUUCCAAGUAGACAAAGUCAAUUUCCACAUGUUUGAUGUUGGAGGUCAGAGAGAUGAACGCAGGAAAUGGAUUCAGUGCUUUAAUGAUGUGACGGCCAUCAUCUUUGUGGUGGCCAGUAGCAGCUACAACAUGGUGAUCAGAGAGGACAAUCAGACCAACCGAUUACAGGAGGCCCUCAACCUCUUCAAGAACAUCUGGAACAACAGGUGGCUGCGGACCAUUUCUGUCAUUUUGUUCCUAAAUAAACAAGACCUGCUGGCAGAGAAAGUUCUAGCAGGGAAAUCUAAAAUUGAGGAAUACUUCCCUGAAUUUGCUCGCUACACCACACCUGAUGAUGCGACACCGGAACCUGGAGAGAAUCCUCGUGUUACAAGAGCAAAGUACUUCAUUAGAGACGAGUUCUUGAGGAUCAGCACAGCAAGCGCAGAUGGGAGGCACUACUGUUACCCUCACUUCACCUGCGCUGUCGACACGGAAAACAUCCGCAGGGUCUUCAACGACUGUCGAGACAUCAUCCAGCGGAUGCACCUGCGGCAGUACGAGCUGUUGUGAUGGGACUUCCUCUAAAAAAAAAAAAAAGACUACAGAAAAAGAUGCUGAACACUGGGUCUCUGAACUCCCCUCUUCCACGGAUGUGUGCUAGUGCCUGCAGCAAAGAAAAGGCCAAAGUACACACACUUACACACAUCCUAAACCCAGAGCUACCCCUGAUGCAACGUCCCCAUGUGAUGAGGGAUUUGAUGAAGGGGUUUCUGUGAAUGAAAAGAGAAUGAAAAUAAAGACUUGAGAUCUCCACCUUCAGCCAUAUUCCAAGCUCCUCACCUUUCUGACAUCAAGUAUUGUCCUCCAUCACCCAUCUGACAGCGGCCCAGGCCUGACUGAGUUUCCCAGCUUAGAGAUUUUGUUACAUUUGUGUUGAUGAAAAAAACCAAGAGAGCUAAAAACAGAGAACUGUUGACUUACUGCAAAAAGACAAAUGUGUCACCAUAGAUGAGCAGAACACUGUAUCUAAAUAAAUAAGGAGAAUGACAGAAUAAAAACAACCAACACACAAGUACUGUGCUCAGGAUCUGACUUGAACCAUCUACAUCAAACCUUCUGGUCACUCAGACGUCUUUGAGUCCAGCGCAUGGAGUCUGCUCUCUGCCACGAACAGCGGGAUCCUCCCAUCCGCCUUCAGGCUGCUCAGCUUGUUGAGGUCCCAGCUGAUUUAUCAUCAGAGAGACUUUGACGGAUCGAGUUCAGACUAGCGGACCUUUGUGGGGUGUUGAUGGGUGGGUUGUUGGUGAAGUGGCUGCAUUGACUCCUGAGCUGUUAAGCCACCCAACUCUGCCUCAUCCGACGGCAGUGGAGCCAAACUAAGGAAAAUGUAUUCAGUAAAAAAAAAAAAUCUAAAAAUGCCAACUUUUGUGGAAUCAAAGACCAGACUGCGUCAUCCAGUAGUAGAGUACCGUAUAAAUUAACAAGAACUCAUCCUGUUUUACUGUCUCCACAGCUGUUUUUUUUUCUGUGUAGACUUUGUGCCAUUGUGCCCUGUGUGCCCAUUAUUGCUGUUUUGCUUACUCUCCAUCCUCACUCCCUUCCAACCACACCUUUAUUUCUUGCUCUCUGCCUCCUCCCAUCAGCAUCCUCAGCUAUGUGUUUUUGUUUCAAACGAGAAUGAGAUGUUAAAACCCAGAACUUUAGAGAAACAGACACCAACCAGAAUCCCUCCCUUUUUUCUUCUUUAUGUAUCUGUGUGGUUCAGCAACCCUCCCUCCCUCCCAUCAUUCCUCCCUUGACCUCCUGCUGCUUUGUCUGUAUGUCUUUACUUUACUGCUGAACUAUUAUUCUUGUACAGACUGUAAAAUGUAGUAUUUUGUACUUUAUUGAAGAAAAAAAAGAAUUAACUUUUAGAAGAUCCCUGUGCCUUGAUCACGACUGUACGUGUGUAAUGAGCUAAAGUGGGUGUCAUACUGCGCUGUAUAGCUUGGCCAAUCCUCCUGACUCCUCACCAUCCUCCCUAACUUCCUCUCUGUCCAUGUUUUCCCUUCUCAGAGAUGAUGGGGGGAAAAACCACCUGUAGCUUUUUUUGUUUUCUUUUUUUUCCCUCCUUCACUCCUUCCCACCCUACCCCUUUUCUCUCGUUAUGAUUUCAAUGUCUAUUUUUGGAUCCAUAUACCCCAAAAAGAUAGAUAUAAGAAAUGUAUAUGGGUUUAAAAAAAGUAUUUUAUUAGAAUCAAAUGAACCUUGACAAAUUGUACACUUGAUAGUGUGCGUAUUGCUAUAACUUAAAUCCUUUCAACUGAAA